This is a messenger RNA of Erigeron canadensis, 1458 nucleotides long. RefSeq names its product probable E3 ubiquitin-protein ligase RHB1A. Lineage: Eukaryota; Viridiplantae; Streptophyta; Magnoliopsida; Asterales; Asteraceae. Gene Ontology annotation, molecular function: ubiquitin-protein transferase activity. The coding region runs from base 407 to 1000 and encodes 197 amino acids. The record is from RefSeq and is a predicted model, not a curated record. The transcript has 5 exons.
UCACCAAACAACAACAACAUCAACACUUUGAUUUUUCUUUCUUUUCAAUUUUUAAUAUUCAAAAAGAAGUUACACGCGUCAUCACGUCAUAAGAGUUGUGUCCAGGUAUCCAAUACAUACAUCUAAUAAUUACAUACAUACUCUCUAUCUCAAUUCCAAUUCCAAUUCCAAUUCCAAUUCCCAAUCAUCAAAUAAAUAUAAAGUAUUUUGAAAUUCUGUUUGGAUUUGAUUGUAAUAACGGAAUUCGUUGUUGACGAGACGGAAUCAUAAUCAAUCGGAACAACUGAAACUCCUCACACCCCACUCCAAUCCCAAUCCCAAUCCCAAUCCCAUCGGUUAUAAUUAAGAAAGGAAUGAGAUUAUUGUCAUUAGCUUCUUUUGGAUAAACUACACAUAGUCAGUACAAAUGGGCUGCUGUUCUUCUACAAACCGGGUAGACUGGAAUGAUCGAUUGUAUCAUUAUCCAGUAGUGUCUCAGGAGCGUCGUCCAUUACCAAUCCGCAGUAGUGCAGCUUCUGUUAUACCUACAGGCCUUUUAGUUGAUACAAAUUUAGAUACUUCCAUACCCGACACUUAUAGGCAGCCACCAGCACCUAUACCAUACGAUGCAAAUCCUCAAGGUUCUGCAAACAAUAUAGACGGUUCUGCUAUUAAGCAACAACCGCUACUGCAAACAAAUGAUUCUGUCCCUAUUGGAGAAACAAAAGCUAGCGAUGAUAGUGGCGAAAAUGUGGCCAAAGAAGCAUUGGAAUCUGUUGUGGCAGACGAGAUUGAUACUGAUCUCGACAAGUAUGAUGAACUCAAGAAGUCAAGCACGCCUUUUGUAGCUCCAGAGGAGUGUCCUACAUGUCUUGAAGAAUAUGAUGAAGAAAAUCCGAAAAUAGUCACCAAAUGCGAGCAUCAUUUUCACUUGUCGUGCAUUCUCGAAUGGAUGGAAAGAAGUAACACUUGCCCUGUGUGUGAUCAGGAGAUGGAACUCUACAUCCCGAUCAGUGACUAGCUGUUGCAUUAUAGAACGAAAUGGCUGCUAGCAUUAGUAUCAAGCAUAGUUUGGCCUCUCAUAAUUUUUUCUUUUCUUUUGCUAUAUAAAUGCAUAAUGUCCUUGUUCAUUAUACUCAUACUAAUACAUAUUACAUAAAACAAAAAAAUGCGAGAAGUAAACAGAAAAACAAUACUGCAAAUAGAGAUUGAUGUGGGACAUUCUUCUUGUUCGUAUUCUUUAGGAUCAUCAUCAUGAUGCUCCACAUAUCCAUAAGAUACCAUUCUCAGAAUCUCAGAUUCCCUUGAGCGGUUUGCAGGUUUGUGUGUUUUUAUGGGGUCACUGAAGUUUAGAGAUGGGAAGUUGUGUAUGAUAAUGAUUGAUAUUAGGAUUAUUUUUUUCUUUCUAUGUUGAGUAUAAUUUUGAUUUUGGCCUUUCUACUAGUUAUUGAAACGCAAUAUAUUGGUUUAUUUUUUGAA